CUGAAACAAGUGUAGAGCUAAACAAAUCAACAAGAAUAAUGGAAAAGACACUAGAGAGAUCUAUGGAUGAAACGUUCCGAGUCCCUGGUGUCGCAGGAGUAUUAUGUGCUGAUGAACACGGUCUUUGUCUAUCAUCCAAGGGGAUUGCCCAGAGGGAAGCUGCUGGACAGUUAGCCAGUCUUGCCAGACAAGCACAGCAGUUGCAUCCUGUUAAUCCCAGCCCGGUUAUAGCUAUAGAGGCAGAUGGAGGAACUAUUUUGAUAAAAAGUGAAUCUGAUGUGACCAUGGCUGUUUACAAGUCACCAGUGUCAUGACAGAUUAGAAUACAAAGAUAUAUAUACCAUAAUUUUCUGGGAGAGAGAGAAAGAAGUGCACAGACAUAUUUUAAUCUACAGCCACUUUCUGGACUAAGUUUGCUUGAUGAGAGCGUAUACAUUUGUCAGUUGUGGGUAGAGUGCAAUUUUGAAAUCCUCUAUGGAGAAAAACUUUGAUGAUGAUAUGUAAUUGACACUUGGGUUUUCAAUCAUAAAAAAAUACAAUGUUGAAAAUAUAGUGUGAUAUGUCAUGUACAUGUUGCAUUUAUGAAAUAUCAUAACCAAUAUUGAAAAUACAUUAAUAAAAUUAAUGAGACAUUU
Ylistrum balloti is the source of this 635-nucleotide messenger RNA. RefSeq names its product ragulator complex protein LAMTOR5 homolog. Gene Ontology annotation, cellular component: lysosome; cytoplasm; Ragulator complex. The transcript is spliced from 4 exons. The coding region runs from base 39 to 314 and encodes 91 amino acids. Gene Ontology annotation, molecular function: guanyl-nucleotide exchange factor activity. The record is from RefSeq and is a predicted model, not a curated record. NCBI's taxonomy places the organism in Eukaryota, Metazoa, Mollusca, Bivalvia, Pectinida, Pectinidae. Gene Ontology annotation, biological process: cellular response to amino acid stimulus; positive regulation of TORC1 signaling.